Molecule: messenger RNA, 1628 nt
Organism: Cydia splendana
Lineage: Eukaryota; Metazoa; Arthropoda; Insecta; Lepidoptera; Tortricidae
Product: cytochrome P450 6B2-like
Exons: 2
Coding region: 68-1573 (501 amino acids)
Molecular function (GO): iron ion binding; oxidoreductase activity, acting on paired donors, with incorporation or reduction of molecular oxygen; heme binding
Source: RefSeq, a predicted model, not a curated record
AACAAGAUUCAACAGACCAGAGUAGCCAUUACUAGCAGUAGCAAGAUUAAACAAAAUUUAUAUUAAGAUGGUGUUUCUUACGGUAGUGAUAUUGGCAGUCGUUGUAAGUGUACUGUAUUAUUACUUCACAAGAACUUUCUCUUAUUGGAAGCACCGAAAUGUUACCGGACCGAAACCUUUACCAUUUUUUGGAAACAUGUAUAAAUCCACUUUGCGCUACGAAACAAUGGGUGUAGUUUUUAAAAACAUAUACGAAAGUUUCCCAAGAGAGAAAGUGGUGGGAAUAUUCAGGAUGACAACUCCAACGCUCAUGGUGCGAGACCUCGACAUUUUAAAGCAUAUAUUGGUAAAAGAUUUCGACAAUUUUGUGGAUCGAGGCUUGGAGUUCAGCAAAGAAGGGCUAGGACAAAACCUGUUUCACUCCGACGGAGAGACAUGGCGAGGACUAAGAAGUAGAUUUUCACCGAUAUUUACAAAUUCAAAGAUGAAGAAUAUGAUGUAUUUGCUCAACGAUCGAGCUGAUAAGUUCGUUGAUUACGUAAGUGAGACUAUAGCGACGACACCCGAGCAAGAUAUCCACGGAUUACUGCAAAAGUACACAAUGUCAACGAUAACCGGGUGCGCCUUCGGUUUGGAUAUAGACACCUUUCGUGGAGAUAUUCAAACUUUAAAAAGAGUCGAUAAGGAAAUGUUUGCCCCUAAUUAUGCUGUUGAGUUUGACAUGAUGUUCCCUGGUGUCCUUAAAAAGUUAAAUAUGUCCGCAUUCCCGGCGUACAUAGGGAAAUUUUUUAAAGAGCUUGUCGAAACUGUAACUACUCAAAGAAAUGGAAAGCCGUCAAAUAGGAAAGACUUUAUGGAUUUGAUAUUAGAAAUGAAGAAUAAAAAACAACUUGAAGUAGUCAAAAAGCACGGUGACGAAGAAACCAGUACGAUUGAUAUAACUAAUGGUGUAAUAGAAGCACAAGCCUUUGUAUUCUACGCUGCGGGUUACGAGACCUCAGCUUCGACCAUGGGUUUCAUGUUUUACCGGCUAGCAUUGGACACUAAAAUACAGGACAGAUUAAGAAAUGAGAUAGAUGAAUACCUUGAGAGACAUAGCAACAGAAUAGACCUGGACACUUUAAAUGAGCUACAAUAUUUAGAUCAAGUUUUUAGUGAAACUCUCAGGAUGUACCCGAUAGUGGAUACUUUACAAAGGAAGGCUGAAAACGAUUACAAAUUACCAGGUAUUGAGGCUACAAUAGCUAAAGAUCAAGUUGUGAUCGUAUCUGUUUCGGGUAUUCACCAUGAUGAGAAGUACUAUCCAGAACCAGAGAAGUUUGAUCCCGAUAGGUUUUCUCCAGAAAACGUAGCUGCCAGGCAUUCCUUUGCAUAUUUGCCCUUUGGCCUUGGACCGCGACAUUGCAUUGGAAUGCGCUUUGCACGCGUGCAGUCUUGGGUGUGCAUAAUCAGAUUGCUCUCAAAGUUCCGCCUUGAAGCCGGCAAGAAUACCGUUCGCUCCUUUUCUAACAACCCAUAUCGGCUAGUGAUCGCUCCUAACAAGACCCUAUACGUGAAUGUUUACCCGCGGUAGGAGCUGUAGAAAUCAAUUGUAAAACUAUUAGGGCCACUUGCACCAUCCCACUAGU